GUUCAGGAAAAGCAAAAGGUUCAGGAGGAACCCCAGGCUCCAGGCACUGGUUGCCACCUUCCUAGGACUUGCCCCCACGAAACUCAAGACGUCGGGGAGCCUCCCCUUGAAGACAGCAGAGACAAAGUCUCCGGCGUGGGGCAGUCCCAACCCCCAGCUCAGUCGCUGGGUCAGCUCCCAGCAUCCCCUGAGCCUCCCUUGGAAGUGGGGAGCAGCAACAGCAGCAGCAGCACCCCUGCCUCACCGGUCCCAGCUGUGCAGAGUUUGAUGUCCAGCAAGAAGGAGCUACUGCGGAGAAACAGCUCCUCCGACAAACCCUCCAAAACCAAGCAGCGCCUCUCCAAGAAGGCAGCGUCCUCAGCCAACCUCUUCAACCACUCCAGCAGCUUUGAGAACCGAACAAAGGAUCCUUCCUUAAGUCCAGGGCCACUGAGCGCUCGACGGAUGCACCAAGAAGGACGUUCCACAAAGAUGUUCCUGCGUGGCCGCCCCAUCACCAUGUACAUCCCUUCCGACUUCCUCAACUACGAGGAGCUUCGCAUGGAGCUGCCGACCGAGAAGCUGAAGCUGGACUGGGUAUAUGGGUACCGGGGCCGCGACUGCCGCUCCAACCUCUACGUGUUGACUUCAGGAGAGCUGGUCUACUUCAUUGCCUGCGUGGUUGUGCUGUAUCACGUGCAACAUCGCACACAACGCCACUACCUGCGGCACACUGACUGCGUGCGCUGCCUAGCAGUGCAUCCUGACAAAGUCCGUGUUGCUUCGGGGCAGAUGGCUGGUGUGGACAAGGAUGGCAAGCCUCUGCAACCCUCCGUUCACAUCUGGGACUCGUCCAACCUUAACACCCUGCUAGAAAUUGGUCAGGGCAGCUUUGAGAGAGGAGUUGGUUCCCUUGCUUUCUCCACGGCUGAUGAGGGGGCAUACUUAUGUGUGAUAGACGAGUCCAACGAGCACAUGCUGUCUGUCUGGGAUUGUGCUCGUGGUACCAAGCAGGCGGAAAUCAAGAGUACCAAUGAAUCUGUCCUGACGGUGGAGUUCAACCCGCAAGACAGCAGCAACAUAAUCACCACUGGGAAAUCUCAUGUCUAUUUCUGGACCUGGAGUGGAAGCAGCCUAACAAAGAAGCAGGGAAUCUUUGGGAAAUACAAGAAACCCAAGUUCAUCCAGUGCUUUGUGUUCGACACCAACAGUGAUGUGCUGACUGGAGACUCGGAGGGCAACAUCCUGACUUGGGCCAGGGUGCCUGCUGACAUCCGCACGCUGGGCAAGGGGGCGAAAGAGACAUACCAGAUCAGCAAGCAAACGCGAGCCCACGAAGGCAGCAUCUUCUCUCUCUGCCUGUGCCGCGAUGGCUCGGUGCUCAGUGGGGGUGGCAAGGACCGGCGCCUGGUCCGGUGGAGCCCCAGCCUCUCCCUGCUGCAGGAGGUGGAGAUUCCGGAACAGUUUGGUGCCGUCCGCACCAUCGCCGAGGGUGACGGAGGGGAGCUGCUGGUAGGGACCACACGCAAUGCCCUGCUGCGGGGGAGCUUGGCGGAGGGCUUCCGACCCAUCAUCCAGGGGCACACGGACGAACUGUGGGGGCUGGGCACUCACCCUUCGCGGGACCUUUUUGUCACGUGCGCCCAUGACAGGCAGCUCUGCAUGUGGGAUAGUGGGGAGCACACGCUGGCUUGGAGCACCACGCUGGAGGAGACAGGGCUCUGUGCUGACUUCCAUCCCAGUGGGAAAGUGGUCACAGUCGGGUUCAGCUCUGGACGAUGGGUAGUGCUGGACACGGAGACACAACAAGUGUUGUCGAGCUACAUAGAUGGGAACGAGCAGCUCUCAGUAGUGCGCUAUUCGCCAGAUGGGGAGUUCUUGGCCAUUGGCUCCCACGACAAUUUCAUUUAUAUCUACAGCGUAGAGGACAGCGGGCAUAAAUACACCCGUUUUGGCCGCUGCACGGGACACUCCAGUUUCAUCACACAUCUGGACUGGUCCAAGGAUGGGAAAUUCAUCAUGUCCAAUUCUGGGGACUAUGAAAUCCUGUACUGGGAUGUGGCUGGAGGUUGCAAGCUGCUGAGGAACCGCUUUGAGAACAAGGACCGUGAAUGGGCCUCGUAUACCUGCGUGCUGGGCUUUCAUGUUUUUGGGGUGUGGCCUGACGGAUCGGAUGGCACCGACAUCAAUGCACUUUGCCGCUCCCACAACGAGCGGGUGGUGGCUGUGGCAGAUGAUUUCUGCAAGGUGCACCUCUUCCAGUACCCUUGCGCCAAGCCCAAGGCACCAAGUCACGUCUAUGGGGGCCAUGGGAGCCACGUCACCAAUGUGCGUUUCACGCACAACGAUGGCCACCUUAUCUCCAUGGGGGGCAAGGACACCAGCAUCUUCCAGUGGCGCGUGGUGGGCGGCAGCCUUGCCCGCAGCCAAUCCCUCUCUUCUGCCUCAGUCUCCUCCCAGGAUGCUGGGGUCAGCACCUGAAGCCAGUGGGAGGGGAAGAAGCAAAAUCUCAUACCCCAGUAUGGUGACUAAGCCUUUGCAAGAGAGGAUGAUGGGGCUGACCUCCCAUCCCCGUGACUCGUUCUUGUGGACUAAGUGCUCAGGUUGAUGGAUCCGUGGGAAGGCGGGAGUCUCUUCUCCCUGCCAACUUAAAUUUCCUUUGGCUAACAAUGUGAUUUGCUUUAUUAACAUAAGGGUGGGAUCAGCCAGGAUAACUAGCAAUCCUAGGCUCAGGAGAUCUGGCACCGUGAAGGAAAAUGUCUAGCCUGUUGUGUGUGAGAAGGCAGAGAGACCUGUUCCUUGUCUCUCAGACAGGGGGUUUUUGAGAGAAGGACUACUUGUGAGUGGCGAGGGGACGGGGUGUAGAUUUGGGGACCUCUCUGGAGAAUGUUCCCUUUGAACUUCAGUGAUGUUCCCCUUUCAAGCCUGAAAGACGCUGGAUUCUGUUAAGUCCAGCGAAGAUGGGUAAAUGUCUCCAUCCACACACCCCUCCCCUUACUGCCAUCCUUCCGUACUUCGUUUACAUUCCUAGUGAUUCUGGCAGGGGCUGGAUCUGAUGUGUAAAUAGCAAGCGCAAAGAAGGGCCUUAACACUGUGAGAAACGAAAAAAUAAACCUUUGCAUCCAGA
Molecule: messenger RNA, 3106 nt
Organism: Podarcis muralis (Common wall lizard)
Lineage: Eukaryota; Metazoa; Chordata; Lepidosauria; Squamata; Lacertidae
Source: RefSeq, a predicted model, not a curated record